Glarea lozoyensis ATCC 20868 is the source of this 2334-nucleotide messenger RNA. Its product is annotated as heterokaryon incompatibility protein. The record is from RefSeq and is a predicted model, not a curated record. Bases 1 to 2334 code for a protein of 777 amino acids. The transcript is spliced from 4 exons. Lineage: Eukaryota; Fungi; Ascomycota; Leotiomycetes; Helotiales; Helotiaceae.
AUGAUCUGCUCGGUAUGCUACGGUAUGCUGCGAGGGCAUCAAGGUAGCGAGUGGAGAGGAACUUACGAUUUAAUAUUCAACCAUCACUCGGACCUUGAGAGCCUGGUCAAGAGCGCCAAGGAGAGCUGUGUUAUCUGUCGAAGUCUUCUCGCUGAGAUCUCCGAGCUUGAUCACCAAAAUCAAGAUUCGGAAAUUGAAACCAUCCCCGCCGUUCCGUUGGGAUUUUACAAUUUCUUUCGAAAAUUGUUCUAUCUUGAAUGGCUUGCGCAGAAAGGUCCAGUCAAAGCAGUCGAAAGAAGCAAACUCACUAGUGCAUACUUGUCAGAAAUUUUCAAAGAAGGUUACCCUGGUAUUUACCGUCUGGACUUUAAGUUACAUGAUAAGAGACGAGUGGGAACUUUCGUGCUUCAUCGAGUCGACGCACGCGCAGAUGAAGUACGGCAGGCAAGCUUGGUUAAAACUUCCGUAACAUCUACUACCGAGAAAUUCCUGACGAGUAUGCUUCAUACGCCCUUCUCGGAAAGCACUGAAUCGGGAGAAGCUUUAAGCUUGGCCAGAAGUUGGAUGGCGGAUUGCGGGAAGAAUCAUAAAGCGUGUCCUCGCGGACCGAAAUUCAACGACUGGUAUCCUAGCCGCUUACUCGAUCUGGGAGAGCCAGAUAAAGACAAUAAACGAGUCCAGAGCAACAAGGUUCAUUUAAUAUCCACUAGCGACACGACAGGCCGUUUCAAGGAAGGGUUCAAGAUUGAAAAUGAGUUCUAUGUUACACUCAGUCAUUGUUGGGGUAAAGCAAAGUUCACCACAUUGACGGAAAACAACAUCGAAGAAUUUCAUGAAGAAGGCAUCGAGAUCGACACUCUUCCAAAGUCGUUUCAGGACGCUAUAAGAUUUUCGCGCCGACUAAGCAAAUAUGUCAGGUACAUAUGGAUUGAUUCAUUAUGUAUCAUACAGGGCAAAAGCAAAAAUCAAUACGAAGAUUGGCUUCGAGAGUCAGCAUCAAUGCACAGGAUCUAUCAGAACUCGUAUUGUAAUCUUUCAGCUACGGCAGCCACAGACAGCGAAAAAGGGCUUUUCUUCGAUGGGGCACCACAUCAGUUAUGGGAAGAUGAUAUUAAUCUAAAUGUAGAAGGAAUUCCUGGUCGAAACAAACCUUGGCAGAAGAGUCUUCCUGAAAAUCCAUUCGAUACCCCAAUAAACACUGUGAACAAGCCUAAAAGUGUCGAAAGACAACAAGUUGAGCGCUGUCGCAUUUUAGACGUGUCAUUCUGGCAAAGACACGUCGAUGAUGCACCCGUCAAUAGAAGAGGAUGGGUUUUGCAAGAGAGAAUAAUGGCACCACGUGUUCUACAUUUCUGUUCUGAUCAAAUCGCAUGGGAGUGUCGUGAGUUGGAGGCUUCUGAGUCCUCACGAAGCGGGCUUCAAAACUUCCGCAUGCAGGCGGGAGACAUCGUCCGCAAAACCAAUCUGAAAACUCUAAUACCACAUCUAGCUCUUGCGGAUCAAGACUCACAAAUAAGCUAUUAUCAGAAUUGGAACAGAGUCGUGGAAGUAUACUCAAAACUGGGACUUAGGAACCCCGAGGAUAAGCUCAUCGCCUUGUCUGGUAUAGCUUCAAUUAUGCACCGCCAUAUCAAAGAUGACUAUCUGGGUGGAAUGUGGAGGACGUACCUGGAGAGUCAGCUACUUUGGUACGUCGAUCCCUGGUUUGAGGAAGGUCGAUUCUAUUACAUGUCGGAGAGAGCAACGGAGUAUCGAGCUCCAAGCUUCUCAUGGGCUGCAAUAGACGCGAAACAUGGAGUGAAGUGUGGUGAGAUUACAGACAACGACCUCCACUUUGAGGUGCUCAAAAUCAACGUACAACCAAAGUCUGAGGACAACCCAUUUGGUUUGAUCAAAACCCUUUCCGAUGGUGUUACUAAUGUGAUGGAGAUUGGAGGUCUCGUCAAACGGAUUGUAAUGUCUAAGCCGGUCGAUCCAAACGGCGUCGAACGGUACGAAUGGAAGCUGGUUCCCAAAGACAACACUUCAGUGGAAAGCCACCGCAACGUAUUCUUGGAUAGUCCGGACAGCGAUAACCUUCUGGGACUAGCUGCAAACUUGUAUUGCAUGGCAGCUCGGACGGACGCUGCAGGGUAUUUUAUCUGUCUCUUACUUCAAUUGGAGAAGAAUUCAAAGGGCGAAGGAACUGGUUAUUACAAGCGCGUCGGUUUAACCAAAGUGCCGAAUUAUGAGAAGGGCCACGAGGAGGUUCUUGGAACGUCGAUAGACGACAAAGACAUACCGAGUAGUAUGUGGGACGCUGAGAAGAAGAGACACGUGAUAGAGCUGGUGUGA